This is a messenger RNA of Tripterygium wilfordii, 2471 nucleotides long. Its product is annotated as rhamnogalacturonate lyase-like. Lineage: Eukaryota; Viridiplantae; Streptophyta; Magnoliopsida; Celastrales; Celastraceae. Gene Ontology annotation, molecular function: catalytic activity; carbohydrate binding. The record is from RefSeq and is a predicted model, not a curated record. The transcript is spliced from 16 exons. Gene Ontology annotation, biological process: carbohydrate metabolic process. The coding region runs from base 481 to 2325 and encodes 614 amino acids.
UUUUGUGAAUUAUCUGGAUGAUUUUUCCUUCGUAUUAUGAUAUGUAUUCACAUUAUACAUACAUACAUAAUUAAAGAAAAAUCAGAAAAUAUGGGUUCGUAUUGGAAUAGAUGAAUCUUUGUUAUAUGAAAAAAAAUGGGGUUUGGCACAGAUUUCACUAUAUGGCCAUAUCGGACAUAAGGCAGAGAUACAUGCUCCUUCCAGUUGACCGAGACAUGCUGAGAGGCCGAAUCCUGGCUUAUAAAGAGACAGUAAAACUUGUUGAUCCUGUGGAGCGUUGGUAUAAAGGCGAGGUGGAUGAUAAGGACGAAUACUCAGAUGAUAGCAUAGUAGCAUAUACAUCAAAGUACAUGGCUGGAUAGCCACAGACAACCCAUCUAUUAGUUUUUGGCAAAUUGCACCCAGCAAUGAGUUCCAAUCUGGUGGACCCCAAAACAAGAACUUACCUUCCAUGUCGGCCCCACCUGCCUCACUGUGGUGAUGGAUAACGGCAUUGUUGAGGUCACCUUGGCAAAUCCAGGAGGGUUUGUUACUGGAAUAAAAUACAAUGGCAUUGACAAUUUGCUUGAACUUGAAAAUCAAGAAUCUAAUAGAGGGUACUGGGACGUGGUAGGAACUGCAGGACUGGAGAGCGUCAAAGGGUCAUUGUUCAAGGUGAUCGUGCAAGACGAGGGACGAGUAGAAGUCUCCUUCAUCAGAAGCUGGGAUCAAUCCCUUCAGGGCAGGCUUGUUCCUGUGAGCAUUGAUUUAAGGUAUGUUAUGCUCAAGGAUUCAUCGGGGUUCUACUCCUACGCCAUUUUCGACCACCUGAAGCAAUGGCCUUCUUUCUGGAUUUCACAAAUCAGGCUUGUAUUCAAGCCCAGACAGGACAAAUUUCACUAUAUGGCAAUAUCAGACAAAAUGCAGCGGUACAUGCCAACUGCUGCUGACCGAGACCCACCGAGAGGCCAGGCCCUCGACUAUAAAGAAGCAGUACUACUUGUGAAUCCUGUGGAUCCUCAAUUUAAAGGAGAGGUGGAUGAUAAGUAUGAAUAUUCAGUGGAAAGCAAAGACAUUAAGGUGCAUGGGUGGGUAGUCACAGACACGCCAUCAGUUGGGUUCUGGCAAAUUACACCCAGCAAUGAGUUCAGAUCAGGUGGACCCAACAAACAAGAACUUACCUCCCAUGUUGGCCCUACCUGCCUCACAGACUUUCUGAGCAGUCACUAUGUGGGAGGAGAGUAUAUAACACUACAAGUUGCGGCCAACGAACCAUGGAAUAAAGUAUAUGGUCCUGUUUUUAUAUAUCUUAAUUCUGGACCUGCUGGAGGUACCCCAUCUCAGCUUUGGGAGGAUGCUGGCAGACAGAUGCAAACUGAAGUUCAAAACUGGCCCUACGGUUUUCCAGCUUCAGAAGAUUUUCCAAAAUUAAAUCAAAGAGGCAGCAUCGACGGUAGAUUACAAGUUCGAGAUAGAUAUGCAAGAAAUGUAGAAGUACCUGCUAGCAAUGCUUAUGUGGGGUUGGCACUUCCUGGAGCUGCUGGUUCUUGGCAAACAGAGAGCAAGGGCUAUCAAUUCUGGACAACAACAGAUGAGAACGGAGACUUCUCCAUUAAGAGUGUAAGGCCUGGAAACUAUAAUCUAUAUGCAUGGGUACCUGGCUUCAUUGGAGAUUACAAGUACGAUACUGUCAUCAACAUAACUCCAGGCUCAAAUGUACAAGUUAAUAAUCUUGUAUAUGAACCUUUGAGGGAUGGUCCCACAUUGUGGGAGAUAGGCAUCCCUGAUCGAUCUGUGGAAGAGUUUUACAUUCCUGAUCCUGGACCCAAUUAUAUCAACAAACUUUAUGUCAAUGAUGCUGCUGACAGGUUCAGACAAUAUGGAUUAUGGGAAAAAUAUGCAGAGUUAUAUCCUCGAGGAGAUAUGGUCUUCACUGUUGGCACUAGUGACUACAGAAAAGAUUGGUUCUACGCUCAAGUUACCAGGAAGAUCUCUGCUAACAAAUUUCAAGGAACUACAUGGCAAAUCAAGUUCAAACUUGCCCAAGUAGAUGAUAGAAAAACCUACAAACUGAGAGUGGCAAUUGCAGGUGCGGAAUUAUCUCAUUUGCAGGUUCGGGUAAACAAUCCGAAUGGAACACCCGUGUUUUCAAGUGGACUAUUUGGGAGGGACAAUUCGAUCGCAAGACAUGGGAUUCAUGGACUUUACUUCCUGUUCAACAUUGAUGUCCCUGGUGCUCAGCUUGUGGUAGGGGAUAAUACCAUUUUUCUGACACAACCAAGCAGCAAUGGUGCUUUCCAAGGGAUCAUGUAUGACUAUAUUCGUUUAGAAGGACCUCCAUUGUAGGAUAGAUAUAACAGACUUUCUUGAGAAAAGAAGUUAUAAAUUCGUUAUGUGAUGCAUUGAUCCUUUAUUUCUUGUGGAACUUCACAUUACUCACUAAUCUAAUGUAAUUUUGUUUUUUCAGUAACUUAUAAUGACUUCAUACAAGC